AUGCCCCCGGGUCCAGGUGGAACGAAUUCGCGCGAUGCCCGGGGGCCUCCGGGGACCCACCGGGGCCCUGCUAGGGGUUUGUGUUAUGUAAGCCCGGUCACACCACUUGAAGAUCGAAACAUUCCGGAAAAAACGUUCCUCUCCGUUAAUGAACCUUAUUUAACCUCAUCCGACACCCUCGUUUUGGGAAACUCCCUGAAGCGUGACAUGCCCUCCGAAACCUUCGAGCUCGAGGUGCCGUUUCACCCUGUUUCACCUCUUCCUCCCGCCCAGCGGCCGCCGGGAGUGGCCGGAGGCCAUCGAUACCGGGCCGCAAGCGCAGUGACACUGUCUCAACUCUACAGUUGUAUUCCAGACCGAUUCAGACAUCCAGUGACGUGA
Molecule: messenger RNA, 381 nt
Organism: Puccinia graminis f. sp. tritici CRL 75-36-700-3
Lineage: Eukaryota; Fungi; Basidiomycota; Pucciniomycetes; Pucciniales; Pucciniaceae
Exons: 2
Coding region: 1-381 (126 amino acids)
Source: RefSeq, a predicted model, not a curated record